This is a messenger RNA of Elgaria multicarinata webbii, 1782 nucleotides long. RefSeq names its product C1q and TNF related 4 (gene C1QTNF4). The coding region runs from base 81 to 1196 and encodes 371 amino acids. Gene Ontology annotation, molecular function: protein binding. The record is from RefSeq and is a predicted model, not a curated record. Lineage: Eukaryota; Metazoa; Chordata; Lepidosauria; Squamata; Anguidae. The transcript has 2 exons.
GCCAGAACUCCCAGCAGCGGUAACCUGCAGCUGUCCAUCCGGCUCCCUCCCGCCUGACAACGACGGCUUCAGCAGCAGAUAUGAUGACUCGACUAGAAGCUCAGCUUUUGUUUGGCUUCUUGUGCCACAUAGCCUGCUCCCUUGUGUAUGGCUUCCCUGCUGAUUCUGGAACUGAGUUCCGUUCUGCUUUCUCCGUCGCUAGAACCAGCAGCAUGGAAGGAAGCACUGAAAUGGUGAUCACCUUUGACAAAGUCUACGUGAACAUUGGUGGUGACUUUGACCCCAAAGCCGGAUUAUUUCGAUGUCGUAUCCCCGGAGCUUAUUACUUCUCCUUCACAGUUGGGAAGUACCCCAAGAAAAACUUGUCAGUCAUGCUGAUGAGAAACAAGAAUGAGGUGCAAGCAAUUGUAUAUGAUGAACAUCACCGUAAAGAGAGGAAGGUGGCCAGCCAGAGUGCCAUGUUGCAGUUGGACUAUGGUGACACAGUCUGGCUGCGCUUACAUGGAGAUCCCAAGUAUGCCCUCUACAGUAAUGUGGGCCCCUAUACAACUUUCAAUGGAUAUCUCAUCUAUCCAGACACAUCUAGCUAUUUUCAAAACAUGGUGGGCUCUCAGGAACUAGAACCUUCAAAGCCUCCCCUUCAUGUAAUCCAGCAACUUUCCAUCAGCCAGAAUGAAGUUGCAGAGAGACUCCUGCUUUCCGACCAGCCAAGCAGAUCACAGGAUCCUCGCUCCGCAUUUUCUGCUGCCCGUUCUGAAAGCCUCCUGGGGACAGAUGAGAAGCAAACCCAGCAUGAACCAAUCACAUUUGACACGGAGUUUGUGAACAUUGGCAAAGAUUUCAAUUUCUCAAGUGGUAUCUUCACAUGUCGUGUGCCGGGUGCCUACUAUUUCUCCUUCACCAUUGGCAAGAUGCCUUUCAAGACCAUGUCCGUGAAACUGAUGAAGAACCACAAUGAGGUCCAAGCAAUGAUCUAUGAUGAUAACCAUUCCAAGAGGCGUGAGAUGCAGAGUCAAAGCAUUAUGCUGCCCCUGCAAUAUGGCGACACCAUCUGGCUCUACAGCCACCAGCAUGAUGGCUAUGGUGCCUACAGCAACCAUGGCAAGUACAUCACCUUCACUGGGUUCCUCAUCUAUCCUGAGACUAAGCCAAAACUGCCUCCAGAUGCUAACAAGUCUCCAGGGUCAAGGCUCUGAGCAUAAAUAGAGAAAGAGCCUAAGAGAAGUCAAGAUGCAGCAGACUCUGGUGCAGGUCCUGGACAGAGGUCACCCUUUACAUGACAGUGUUAAGCGCAUGCUGUUGUAUGUCCAGCACAUUCCUCAUGCUGCACGCUUGUGUCCUGCCUGCAGAGCCAUUGUUGUUUCUCCCGUUCAUCCAUAGAAUGACCUUUGUGGGGUAUGUGUGUUUUGUUCAUUAUUGCUGUUCCAUUUAAGCUUAAAGCAUGAGGUAGUUUGGGGGAGUAGAAGCAGUGAAAUGAGAUGUGAAUAAAGGAACUGCUACAGAAAUGGUAGAACAGCUUAUGAAAGGCUGCCCUCUCUACAAGGCACUUGGGAGUUGAUAACGUCCUCUGCAAAUGCAAACAUCCUGAGAGAGGGACAACUGUAAUGGAACAAUGAACUCAAUAAAGCCUGAGACAAAAGGUACUGGGUUUGCUUGUAUGUUUGAUGUAGUGGUUAAGGAUGUCAGAGAAAUCUGCAGUGGAAUCUAAUGAGUUUGGAUUUCUAUGCAUCUGACUCAUGGAUUCCACAGCAGACCAGUUUUUCAAAGGUCACACAGAUUCCA